UCAGAGGAUUGAGUCUUCCAUAGGACAUUGACCCUGAAACCUUCUGAGCAUAUUUGUGACCCACUUUCAUGAAGAGUGCAGUGAGUCCAGUAAGAAAGUCGGGCCAGCUCUGAAAAGCCAGGAGGAACGCCUUUAAAUGCAAGCAUACCACUGGGAGGAGGCAGUGACUUUGGAGGAUGUAAGUUUAAGCUUCACCACAGAGGAGUGGGCUUUGCUGAAUCCAUCCCAAAAGAAGCUCUACAGAGAUGUGAUGUGGGAAACGCUUAUGAAUAUGACUGCUAUAGGAAGGACCUGGGACAACCAGCAAAUUGAAGGAGAAUACAAAAAUUGCUCAAGAAAUCUAAGAAAUGAAGAGAUAGCAAAAUGCUUUCAAUAUAAAGCUUGGAAUCAACAUGAAAAACUACUGCAUUGGACUCCAGAUGCUAGUGUGGUCAUGGAACAAGCUGCUUUAAUGCCAGCUGAAAGUUUUGCUUGUAGAAAGUCCCUAAUUGGGCAUUUAUCAGUAAAUGUGCCCACUUUACCUCACACUGGACUCAAGCUACAUGAAUAUUUGGGAUUUGAUACCAAGCUAAGUAAAUGUAAUGAACAUGGACAAAUCUACAGUGAUUUCCAAUUCUUUGAGAAGCAUGGAAGGACAAAGAUUGGAGAGAAACCCUAUCAAUAUGACCAAAGUAGGAAAACCUACUCUGAACUUACUGAAAUAACUCACCCUGAAGAGAAGACCUUUGUAGGAAAGAGAAGUGUGAAAGCCUCCAGCACCAUGAAUGAUGCUCAACUCCCUGAAAGAAUUCACGCUGAGAAGAAACCUUAUGUAUGCAAGCAGUGUGGGAAAGCCUUCAGUACUCAAAGUUGUUGUAAAAUUCAUGAAAAAUUUCACAUGGAGGAGAAAACCUAUGUAUGUAAGCAAUGUGGGAAAGCAUUCCGCACACACAGUCACUGUCAAAUACAUGAAAGAAUUCACACUGGAGAGAAACCCUAUGCAUGUAAGCAAUGUGGGAAAGCAUUCAGCAGACACAGUCACUGUCAAAGACAUGAAAGAAUUCACACUGGGGAGAAACCUUAUGUAUGUAACCAUUGUGGGAAAGCAUUCAGAAGACACAGUCAGUGUCAAAGCCAUGAAAGAAUUCACACUGGGGAGAAACCCUAUGUAUGUAAGCAAUGUGGGAAAGCAUUCAGCACACGUAGUAACUGUAAAAGCCAUGAAAGAAUUCACACUGGGGAGAAACCCUAUAUAUGUAAGCAAUGUGGGAAAGCAUUCACUAACCACAUUUAUUACCAAAUACACAGAAGAACUCACACUGAUGAGAAAUCCUAUAUAUGUAAACAAUGUGGUAAAGCAUUCAUUACACACAAAUAUUGUCAAAGACAUGAAAAAACUCAUACUGGAGAGAAACCCUAUGUAUGUAAGCAAUGUGGAAAAGGAUUUGUUGAUAAGUCUGCACUUCGUAAACAUAGAAAAACUCACACUGGUGAGAAACCAUAUGUAUGUAAGCAAUGUGGAAAAGCAUUCAGCUUACAUAGUAGCUGUCAAAGCCAUGAAAGAAUUCAUACUGGGGAGAAACCUUAUAUGUGUAAGCAAUGUGGGAAAGCAUUCCGCACAAGCAGUCACUGCCAAAGACAUGAAAAAACUCACACCGGGGAGAAACCUUAUGUAUGUAAACAAUGUGGAAAAGCAUUCACUACACACAAUUAUUGUCAAAUACAUGAAAGAACUCACACAGGGGAGAAGCCUUAUGUGUGCAAACAAUGUGGGAAGGCAUUCCUUACACAUCAAUAUUGUCGAAUACAUGCAAGAACUCACACUGGGGAGAAGCCUUAUGUGUGCAAGCAAUGUGGAAAAGCAUUCACUACAAAGAGUUCUUAUAAUAAUCAUGAAAAAAGGCACACAGGAGAAAAACCCUAUGUGUGCAAGGAGUGUGGAAAAACAUUCACUAGAAAGAGUUCUUACAGUGUACAUGAAAAAAGUCACACAGGGGAGAAACCUUAUGUGUGCAAGCAAUGUGGGAAGGCAUUCACUACACACAAAUAUUGUCAAAUACAUGAAAGAAUUCACACGGGUGAGAAACUCUAUGCAUGUAAGCCAUGUGGAAAAAGAUUUGCUAGUGAGUCUUCAAUUUACAGACAUAGAAGAUCUCACACUGGAGAAGUUGUAUAUAAGCAAUGUGGAGAAAGCAUUCAAUGAACGCAAUAUCAACUAUAUGAAAGUCACACUGGGGAGAAACCCUGUAUAUGUAAGACUUGAAAAUUCUGUGAAAAUUCAUCAUGUAGUGGAGACAUGUACAAAUUAACUGAAAACUUUGAUGUCAGUAUCUCUUCAUAAAGUUUCCAGAAAAUACACCCAGAUGGAGAUAUCCUGGAAUAUGUCCUUUCUUUGUUUUUCAGCAAAUCACUUGUAAAUAGUAAACUAUGUAUCUGUAGUCUUGACUAUAAAAAUAUUGACAUAAUAUAUUUUUGUGUAACCCAUAGUCUUUCAACUUAGUAUAUAAUAUCUUCUAAUUAAACAAGGUGAAUUAAA
Heterocephalus glaber (naked mole-rat) is the source of this 2515-nucleotide messenger RNA. The record is from RefSeq and is a predicted model, not a curated record. Lineage: Eukaryota; Metazoa; Chordata; Mammalia; Rodentia; Bathyergidae.